This is a messenger RNA of Ipomoea triloba (trilobed morning glory), 2048 nucleotides long. RefSeq names its product polyphenol oxidase I, chloroplastic-like. Gene Ontology annotation, biological process: pigment biosynthetic process. Gene Ontology annotation, molecular function: catechol oxidase activity. The transcript is spliced from 2 exons. Bases 2 to 1810 code for a protein of 602 amino acids. Lineage: Eukaryota; Viridiplantae; Streptophyta; Magnoliopsida; Solanales; Convolvulaceae. The record is from RefSeq and is a predicted model, not a curated record.
CAUGGCUUCCUUUACUCUUUCGUCCCCAUGCCUUGCCUUCUCGUCUUCUUCUUCAUCAUCAUCUUCCCACUCGUCGACUUCCCCUCUCUUCUUCUCCGCCCCAUCCCAGCUUCUGGCCCACAAGAAACGUAACCAAACUAGGCUCAGAGUUUCAUGCAAAUCCAAUAAUAGCCCUAAUAAUAAUAACAGCAGUGACGAUGCGGCCUCGGCCUCGGCCGCUUCAAGGAUUAUUGACCGGAGAAACGUUCUUCUCGGCCUCGGGGGGCUCUACGGCGUUACCAAUCUCGCCGGCAGCCCUUUUGCCUCGGCCGCAGAUGUGGACGUGGCCAUUCAUUACCCGAAUGUAAGCAAAUGUCAUUACCCCAGCGAUGUGCCGCCUAACGCUGACAUCACUGGCACGUGCUGCCCCCCUGUGCCGACGGAUGACGUGCAGGACUACGUGAUUCCCACCGGCGACCCGAUGCGCAAAAGAGUUCGGGCACAAUUCGCCUCCGAGGAAUAUAUAAAAAAGUACGAAGCCGCCCUUACAAUAAUGAAGAACCUGGACCCGACUCACCCCCACAGCUUUCCUCAACAGGCCAACAUUCAUUGCGCUUACUGCAACGGCGGUUAUCAACAAUUCGGUUUCCCCUCCCAAGAGAUCCAAAUUCACAACUCCUGGCUCUUCUUCCCCUUCCAUAGAUGGUAUUUGUACUUCUUCGAGAAGAUCUUGGGAAAGCUGAUUGAUGAUCCCACCUUCGCCCUGCCUUAUUGGAAUUGGGACAACCAAAGCGGCAUGACCACGCCCAGUAUGUUCUUGCCCACAACUUCUCCGCUCUAUGAUGUCAACCGUAAUCCAAACAACUAUUCUACGAGCGUCGUUGAUCUCAAUUACAAAGGGCAAGACAGAGGUCUGACCAACGAUGAACUGAUCGCGGAAAACUUAGUGGCAGUUUACCGUUCGAUGGUGACACAUGCGGGCACUGCGGAGAGCUUCAUGGGAGCUAAGUACGUGACGGGUACCGCACCUAGCCCGGGGCAAGGGUCCGUGGAGAAUAUACCUCAUACUCCGGUUCACAGAUGGGUUGGGGACUCUGUGAACCAGCCAAACGGUGAGGACAUGGGCAAUUUCUAUUCAGCCGGUCGAGACCCCUUGUUUUACGCUCACCAUGCCAACGUGGACCGCAUGUGGGCCAUCUGGCAAAAAGUGCUCGGCGGACAGGAGUUCACCGAUGAUUCCUGGCUUAAUGCUUCCUUCUUAUUCUACGACGAGAAUGGGCAGGCCGUCCGGGUCUACGUCAAAGAUUGUAUUGAUAACACUGCUAUGGGGUACGAUUACGACUACUCCUCCCUUCCGUGGCUGAGGAGCAAGCCUUCCCCGGUAAACACGGCCGGAGCGGCGGCCGCCUCGAAUGCGCCGUUUGUGACGGAUGUGUUCCCGGUGAAACUUGACAAGGUGGUUCAGGUGAAGGUGAGCAGGCCCAAGACUUCCAGGACUAAGGCGGAGAAGGAGAAGGAAGUAGAGGAACUAGUGAUUGAUGGGAUCGAGGUGGCGACGGAUCAGUACUCCACGUUCGACGUGUACCUGAACGACGCUGACCAGCCGGACGGCGGGAAAGACAAGGCUCAAUAUGCUGGAGGAUUUGCUCACUUGCCGCACAAGCAGGAAAGUAGCUCGACCAUGAAGACGUCGUUGACGUUGGGACUGAACGAUUUGCUGGAGGAUUUGGGCGCGGAAGACGACGACACCAUUCUGGUGACUUUGGCUCCCCAACUCGGCGGCCCCGUCGUCAAUGUGGAUAGCAUCAGGAUUCAGUACACUGCGCGAUAAAAAUCCAUCAGAGCUAAUCCACUCAUAAUAUUGAGCGAUUCGUCGUCGUCAGUCUGUGUCUUUGGUUUGUGUUACGUUAGUUAUGGUUUUCGAGUUUUAAUGUGGUUGGUUGUGUUCAAUAAUCACGUAGUAAUAUGUAGCUAAUGCUUGCUAUGAGAUAUUCAUAUCAGCAGCCGUUGCUACUACUACUCCUAUCCUCAAUAAACUUUUACAUGCAAUGCAUUCAUAUUUGAUCCAA